AUGGAAUUGCUGGGUCUUCUUUGCCUGGUGACAGCUUUCCAAGGUGUCCUGUCCCAGGUGCAGCUGCAGGAGUCGGGCCCAGGACUGGUGAAGCCCUCACAGGCCCUGUCCCUCACCUGCACAGUCUAUGGAUCAUUCAUCACAACCAGUAUUAGUUGGUGGCACUGGAUUCGCCAGCCCCUGGGGAAGGGACUGCAGUGGAUUGGGGAAAUAGAUCAUUCUGGAGUCACAAAACACAACCCUUUUUUGCGGAGCUGCAUCUUCAUUUCCAGAGACACAUCCAAGAACCAGUUUUUCCUGCAGCUGAGCUCUGUGACCGCCGAGGACACGGCCGUGUAUUAUUGUGCAACAGACACAGGGAAGUGGUUAUGGCAAGUGGAUGUUACUAUUGCUCCUGAAUUUGGUAAAGUGAAAUAUGCUCAUGUGUCUGUGGAUGCUUUUUCAGGCUUUAUGUGGGCAACACCAUUGGCAUCUGAGCGUGCUAAUGCAGUUAUUUCUCAUCUCUUGGAGGCCUUUGCUGUCAUGGGAAUUCCUAUACGGUUAAAAAUGGACAAUGCCCCUUCAUAUUUAUCUCAGAAAUGUGUCCUGUCUGAGCUGACACUGCAGGAGUCGGGCCCAGGACUGGUGAAGCCAUCGCAGACCCUGUCCCUCACCUGCACUGUCUCUGGGGUCUCUGUCACAAGUGCUGGUUGGAGCUGGAUCCGCCAGCCCCCAGGGAAGGGGCUGGAGUGGAUGGGAAACAUUUACUCUGAUGGCAGCACAGGUUAUAACCCGUCCCUCAAGAGCCGCACCUCCAUCACCAGAGAUACAUCCAAGAACCAGUUCUCCCUGCAGCUGAGCUCUGUGACCGCCGAGGACACAGGUGUGUACUACCAUGUGAGAGACAGUGACAGGAAGUCAGUGUGA
Molecule: messenger RNA, 906 nt
Organism: Galeopterus variegatus (Sunda flying lemur)
Lineage: Eukaryota; Metazoa; Chordata; Mammalia; Dermoptera; Cynocephalidae
Exons: 5
Coding region: 1-906 (301 amino acids)
Biological process (GO): complement activation, classical pathway; DNA integration; innate immune response
Cellular component (GO): immunoglobulin complex, circulating; blood microparticle; external side of plasma membrane
Molecular function (GO): immunoglobulin receptor binding; antigen binding; nucleic acid binding
Source: RefSeq, a predicted model, not a curated record